AAAAGGGAUGCUAGCAGUUAACUUUUACCAUAAAUACUUUCUUUUCUGUUGUUUCAUGACAGCAAUACUCUAUGCCACUGAAACAACCAGAGAAGAGCCUACUUCCCUCCCAGAUUCUGGGUCUUAGUGACCUUUCAAGAGCUCCCCAUGAAAUGCCACUGUCUGGGUGCCAUGGGAAGUGGAUCAAAGAGAUUGAUUCAGCCUACAUGAGGCUGGCAAAGCAAGGAGGCCUACCUGAUGAGCUGAAGCACUACAUUCCUGUGGUAAUGAAGUCCCCUCCAGCCGAAUAUGCUGCACCUGACUGGUACUCACACUGUACUAAUCCCACAGGGAUUGAGGAGCCACAGAGCUGUGUUUCCUCUCUACCAGAUUAUAUGGUUCAAGAGUUUAUGGCUGAUGACCAUCACAGUAACAGUUAUGAGACAAGAAAUGGGCCUUUUGAUUUUGGUACAAAAAGUGUUUGGCAGUGGGAAGCUGGGGUCAAAGACAACGCAGAGAAAAAGAAGGUAAAGUUCUCACCUAUAAGCCCUAAAUAUCCAAGCAGAAUGCCAACUGUUUCUACAAAUAAGGAGUUUACUGGAACAAAUAAGCUUUCCUUCCCACCCAGGCCUGCUCAGAGAAAAAGUGAAGCUGUAAAUUUUAGCAAAUUGAUGAGUAAUGGCUAUGGGUGUGACUGGUUUCAGCAGUGUACUGGAUGGGAAAAAAGACUGAAGAAAUAUCAGAAAACAGUGAGCACUCUGAAGAACAAUCUGAAUCACCACCUGCAAGCAAUGAGUUAAAGCCACUGUUUCAGGGAAGUAACUUGAAAGACUGUUGGGAAACUAAAGCCUCGUAUUGCUUAUACAGCCCACGUUGGCUAGAUUAUUUUUCUAAUUUAAUUCAUCCCUGAUUGAGAAGUUUGUGAGAUGGAUGAACUUCAUUGGGCUUGAUUACAGCAAAUUUUAACGAAUAGGCAACAACUGUCAGUGCUUAGUCCUGCUGCUUUGCUGUUCCCAGACAGGGUUACCACAUUGCUGCUCACUCAACUAGACACAGGUAUGAUAUUGAUGUGUCCAAAUCAGCAAGUUUCUUCAGUUAAGUACAGUUGUACUGAUGAAUUAUGCCAUAAAGAAAGGUGAAGGGGAACUGUGUGGUAUGGGAUGAAAUGUAGAUAGAAAGAAUUGAACUGGUAUGGAUACUUGUAGUAAAAAAGGCAAACUUUCACUGAAAAGACUGCUUCUUCACCCCAAACGCUCAUUUAAUUCAAACAGAUACUCAGCUUUCUAGGACAGUUCUGUUGCUGUGCCUGCUGCACAAGAACUAGUUGAUCAGUCAUAGUGUUCAACCAUGUAAUUAAAGACCUGGCGGCAUUUCUUGGUAUAGUUUUGUUGUAUAGAAGCUGAAUCAUUGGCUAACAGUUAUACAGACCCAGCUAUCUAUGAUGUCUUAACUUUCAACUGUUUGAUAAAAAGAAUUGUCUAUCCUGAA
Molecule: messenger RNA, 1467 nt
Organism: Parus major (Great Tit)
Lineage: Eukaryota; Metazoa; Chordata; Aves; Passeriformes; Paridae
Gene: C2H7orf57
Product: chromosome 2 C7orf57 homolog
Source: RefSeq, a predicted model, not a curated record